ACUCUUGUUGUUUUCAGCUGGAGCUCGGGGGACAGACAAGAAAUCUUUAGAAUGUUGAAUCUGGAAAGUGUGGCGGCGUUCUUUCUCUUCUUUUUGGAAUGCUACCACAUCUGUGGUCAUCUUAACAUCCUGUUCCGGAUUCGACUUCUGCCCCGGAAGGACCUGGUUCGGAUCCGCCUCUACUUCCUGUUUGACCUGUUGACGGUGUUUUCCUCUUCCUUCCUGUUUCUACAGAAACUACAAUGGUUGGCAGUGCUACAGAUAGUGCAGCACCUGUAUUACGUCCUGUGUUGGGAGAAAACAGGGCCCGCCAAAAAAAUUGUCAGUUGGAGUUCUUUAGACUGGACAGCCAGUCAAUAUAAGGAGGAGUGGCACUUUGACUCUAUCCUGGGGACAGCUUUUGACGUGGGCGUCCAUUGCACCAUGGCUUUCUUUCUCGGUCAAUACCUGUCCACGGUACAAAUCUUCGUCUGUCUGUUUUUGGUACAGUGCUCCCUAUUGGCUGUUCUAUGUGGACCUUGGUUUGCCUGGAGCUGUCCCUGGGCCGCGCCUAAGUGGGUCCAGAAGAGGAUCCGCCCCCUCAGUGAAGAGGAAUGUCGGCUGGGCCUCGGGAAACAAUCUUAACGACACCCGAAUCAGUAUGUGGACUGAAUUGCCCUCACUCAUGGCAUAAUGAUGUGUUAGUCAUUUUCAGUAUUGUGAUCGAAUCUUUCCAAUCUAGUUUUGUUAAAAAAAUUCUCAAAGUAAUAAUUGGUAAUGUUCAGUAUCCUCUUUUUAAUUUCCUUUUUUUUCUAAAAAACAAAUGUAAUGAACGCGAUGAACGUGAACAUUCUAUUAAUGAUUUUAAAUAGGAAUAUACAUGUAUGUUCAACAUAGCAACGAAAAUCGUCAUUGGUUUGAAUGGGAGGAUGGAAGUUAGAUUGUUUUAUAGCAUAUAUGAGCAAUAUGGUGAUUUAUGUCAGAGUUCUGUAUUUUAUUUUAUUUAUUUUCGGUGUAUGUUUUUAUAGAUUGUGUCACCCAUCCUACAAAGAAAUGAUUGAUUGAUUUCAAAGCCUUUUAUUGAUCUUUAUGUGUGCUAGUAUUAUAUUUUAUCCAGCACCAAGCCCCACCCCACUCCACCCCGGCACCAUCAAUCUCAAAUUUAAACAUUAAUUUUAUUUCCCAAGAGUAUUAUAAUUCAUGACAUGUAGUCUAGAAAUAUAUUCACAUGACUUUGGUGAAUCGGGUUAUAAUUUUUAAUUCUAAAUGUUUUUUUUUUAACUCAUGCAUGUACAUGUAUGUAGUGUUUUGGUAUAUAUGAUUUUAAGAUGCGUGUGCUAAAGCUGUGUUGUAUACGUGUACACGUAGUUUUCUUCUUCACAGUUUUCCUUACAAUGUAGAUGUGUCAACCAGAAUAUAUAUCUGUUAGUGUAUAAUAUAAAAGCCCUGAAUAAGGACUACAUUCUGUUUUGUGAUAAUACAUUAACUGAAUCUGCAACCAGGAAGGAAGCAGAGAUGCGUUUUUAACAGAGCACUUGAAAAUGACUACAUAUUAGAAAUAACUUCCUUCACACGAUCUAUUAACGAAGUACUGGGCUUACUCAGUAACUUCUUAGUGCUUUUAAUAUUUAGUGCUUGUUCAGGAUUUUUUGAGUGUUUUGAUGUUGGUGUUUUUAAUUACUUAUAUAUUAGAAAUAUUUGUUGCUGUUUGAAUGAGCAUAAUUUUGUUGCAUUUUAUCAUUUUGACUCUACACUUUGUUAUGGGUUUAAUCCUUCUUGUCAAGUGCUGUACAUCCUAUAAUGUUAAUAUAUUUCUUUUUUAUACCAUAAUGGAUACUCCUUAAAGUUUGGAGAUACAAAAUAUAGCAAAAAAAAAAAAUUCAAUUUAAUCUUACACUGUAUUGGAAACUGAUGAAAAUUGUCACAUAUUUAGAACAUUGUAAAGAAAAAAAAUACAACAUGUAAACAAUACAGUUUACUUUUCCAAGAUUAGGCAAAAUUGAAAGUUCUGCUUUAGUAUUCUCAGGAAGAAUUUUUAGAAAUCAUUUGACUGCCAUCAUGAACAAAAUGAAUGAAAGCCGUGCAUGGUGAUAGCAUAAUUAUCAUGUUCAAAAUUAUUGUUUAAUAUAUACAUGUAGCUGUACAGUGUAUAUAUCUUUGCUUAUGUAAUUUGUGAGAAAGUUGUGUAAUGCAUUGAAAAAUGUUACGUUGAAGUAUCACGCCAUUCAACAAUGAGACAAGAGAGAAAAAGUGACAUAUGUAAUGGUUGAAUAUUUUUUUUUAAAUUAAAGUUUAAACUAGCUAGUUCUCUUUGUUGUAAACUGCAAAUAACAAUGCAAAGUUUCGUUUGUGUAUUUUUUUUGUUUUGAUCUUAUGAGUUGGACUUAAUAAACUUUCA
Molecule: messenger RNA, 2377 nt
Organism: Saccostrea cuccullata (small rock oyster)
Lineage: Eukaryota; Metazoa; Mollusca; Bivalvia; Ostreida; Ostreidae
Exons: 3
Coding region: 52-624 (190 amino acids)
Source: RefSeq, a predicted model, not a curated record